GUUUGUGUAACAGUUCCUUAGUUGUCAACCACAACUACCACUCUCUACUCUCAAUUUCCGUAUUCUUAUAUAACCGCUAUCUUCUCUUCUCAGUUCCCAGUAGUCCCAGACGCGAAGACUUGUGCCCAUCAUCUUCGCGUCUCCCUCGGAGCCCUCUAGCGGUUUCUUCUGGACCUGACUGGGGCUAUGCUCACCAACGAAGACUAUCAAGGUGUUUCAAAUUGUUAUGUUUUCAAGAGCCGAUUGCAAGAAUAUGCACAGAAAGUGGGACUUCCCACACCCGUCUAUGAAACCAUCAAGGAAGGACCUUCACAUCAGCCUUCUUUCAGAUCUACAGUCAUACUCAAUAAUGUAAGAUAUGAUUCUUUGCCUGGAUUCUUCAAUCGUAAGGCAGCAGAGCAGUCAGCUGCAGAGAUUGCUCUUGUGGAGCUGGCAAAAUCUGAUGAAGUUAAUCAAUCCAUCACACAACCUGUUAUUGAAACAGGAUUAUGCAAGAAUUUACUCCAGGAAUAUGCUCAGAAAAUGAAUUAUGCAAUGCCCUUGUAUCUAUGCAAAAAGGAUGAAAAACCAGGGCGAUUGUCAUCAUAUUCAUGCACAGUUGAGAUAGGGGGAAUUCGAUAUAUUGGGGCAUCAGCAAGAACAAAGAAAGAAGCAGAGAUAAAAGCUGCCAGAACAGCUUUAUUAGCUAUUGAAUCCAGUGCAUCCCAUUCUUCUGAAAAGCAAUUUGGCCCCUCAAAAUUCACAGUUGUUCCAUGCAAGAAAAGGGGAGCAGAACCAAUUGGCAAGGUUGAUGAGACUUCAAAAGUCCCUAAAACCAAGAGAACACGAUUUAAAAGGAAACCGCCAAGAAAGAAACAAUCAGGAGACAAGAAGGGUCGUAAUCAUAUUGAAAGUGCAGCCCAUGUGGGAGCAAAGGUAGAGUCGCACACAAAUGUAAAUGAUGACUCUCGUGUCCAGACCAUGGGAUCUAGAACAUUAGCUGCAAAAGCUGUUAAUUUUGACAAUGGAGUGUCAGUUGAUUAUCAAAAUGAGAAUGGCAUAUCGUGUGGGGAAGUUUUGUUGUCUGUGAAUAGUGAAAACGGAGAGUCAGUGGAAAUGCAAUCCAAUGAUUCCUGUAUCCAGACCAUGAAAUCCAGGCUAUUGGCUGCAAGCGCCAUGAAAAAUUUUGAUGAUGGAAUGUUAGUUGAUUAUCAAAAUGAAAAGGAGAUUCUGACUGGGGAUGAUUCUCUGUCAUUGAAUAGCGAUAAGGCUUUUGGAAAUGGAAAUUCAACAGAAUUGCCAUCCAAUGAAUCUUCUUUCCAGAUCAUGGAAUCGAUGUCGUUGGCUGCAGAAGCCGUGCAAAAUAUUGACAAUAGAAUGUCUAUCAACUAUCAAAAUGAAAAGGUUCUGUUGGCUGGGGGAGAUUCUUUGUCUCUUAAUAAUAAUUCCAUUUUUGCAGACAAAAGGUCGACAGAAUUGCUAUCCAAUGAGCCUUGUGUCCAGACCAUGGAAUCCAGACCAAUGGUUGAAGCCAUGAGAAAUUUUAAUGAUGGAAUGUCACUUGCUUGUCAAAAUGAAAAAGGUAUGUUGGUUGUGGAACGUUCUCUGUCUCUGGAUAGCAGCGAUAUUUUCGAAAAUAGAAAAUCAACAGAACUACAAUCCAGUGAGUCGUGUUUGCUGAUCAUGGAUUCUAGAACGCUGGCUGCAGAAACCAAGAAAAAUUACGAUGGAAUGUCAGUUAAUGAUCAAAAUGAAAAGGGCCCCUUGGCUGGGGAAGGUUCUUUAUCUUUGAAUAACAGUGAGAUUUCUGAAAAUAGGUCAAAAAUUGCAAACGAAUGAGAACAAUCUUGGGACUGUGAAUGGACAAAUCUUUGUUUUGUCCAAUGGGGAGACACGAGAAAUGAGCUGUGUGACCGAUGAUUGUGUUGCUGAAGCAAUUAACUUAUCUGAGUCAAGCACUCAGACCGGUUGGAAGAAGAGAUUCGAGCUGAAGCAAUUGCUAGAGCUUUGGAAGAAUCGGCGGAUUCCUGGUUUCCUGCAGUUUUUCAUCAUUGGCAGACAUAUGAUUCAGUGCAAGUUGAGAAUUUUGUCAUAUGAUUGAGAAUGUGCCUUAGUGACAUUUAUGGUUUAUAUGUAACAGUUUCAGUUCCGCUUAUAUAGCGAUCAAUUCUUGGAUAUCUGCUCCAUUGUCUUAUAAUCAUUCAACUAGAGGCCUUUCGAGUACGUUGUACUGAGAAUUAAGGUUGUAAAAUACUAAUUGCCUGUUUGAAUUAGCUAUGUUAAUUGAUUCUACCUUCUUAAA
Messenger RNA from Prosopis cineraria, 2281 nucleotides. RefSeq lists its product as uncharacterized. The transcript is spliced from 3 exons. NCBI's taxonomy places the organism in Eukaryota, Viridiplantae, Streptophyta, Magnoliopsida, Fabales, Fabaceae. The coding region runs from base 187 to 1818 and encodes 543 amino acids. Gene Ontology annotation, biological process: rRNA processing; regulation of gene expression. Gene Ontology annotation, cellular component: nucleus. Gene Ontology annotation, molecular function: double-stranded RNA binding; ribonuclease III activity. The record is from RefSeq and is a predicted model, not a curated record.